GGUGCAGAGGACAUUAUCCCUUAGGGACUCGUAGUCCUCCACGGCGGGAAAGGUGCCUGAAAUGAUACAGUACAACUCUAUAUGGUUGAACUGUGCGCAGGCGACACUGAAGAGGAGGAUAUUGAGAGGGAAGGAGGGGGAACGAUGGGGGAAGACCGUGCAUAGGAGCCGUGCGGCAAAGUGAUGACAAAAGAUGCGGCUGGCGAAGAUGUGAUAGUCCAGGGGGAAUUCAAGGUGGGGGACGAAAGGAGAGGUAAUCAAGGGGGCGGCGGAAGACGGGACGAGGAUGGUAAGUCCGGGCCGGGAGGAGGACGGGGACGAAGCGUGGAGGAGGUGGAAACGGAGGGAGAUGGUGAGCGAGAGCGGCGACGCCGGCGGGAGGUUGCUGCGCCAUCGUGCCGACUAGCGGCGUCUGAGGGAACGGCGGGAUUCAAGGCGGAUCCUCCUCGAACGGAAGGCGGCGCUUGUGCUGGUGGGGCCUCUCGGGGCUCAGGUGUCGAUGCCUCUUCUUCUUCCUUUGUCGUCGACCGUGCUUCCGACUCCUCUUCCUCCGAUAGCCCGCCGAUGGCUAUGCGACCCGGGUCAUCGUCCGACGGCAGCUCCCCGUUUUCUCAAUAUGCCUUCCAAAAAUCGUCGAAGUCGGAGUUAUCCGGUGCAAGUUCGUCCAGGUCCAGGUAGCACCAAACCGUAUGAUCGUGAUCGCUUAGAUACUGCCCGUAAUCAAUCCUUACAGUUCGC
Molecule: messenger RNA, 738 nt
Organism: Chara braunii
Lineage: Eukaryota; Viridiplantae; Streptophyta; Charophyceae; Charales; Characeae
Source: the annotation of a GenBank genome assembly